AUGCAGAUAUCUACCUGGAUUUUAUUUUCCAUCAUCAACUUAGUCACCAGCGUGAUCAAUGGCGAGAUCCCUUUCAGAUGCAAAGAAAAUUAUUUUGAAGUAUGCACCAGACACGCCACCCCGCAAGAGAAAGCUCAAUUAGUUAGCGGGAGAGACCAACCGUCGCACAUGGCGAUGGUGGCCCCGCAAUCGAAACAAAAGGUGGAUUCCUGUAACUGUGUUGGUCAGAUAAUUGCUGGCCUAGUUUCUGAGAGAGCAAACUGCUGCUAUGGUGACAGAAAGGAUGUCAAGGGGUUCUUUCACCUUAUGGAGGAAGAUAUGCGUGCCUCAGACUGUCAAGCACAGUAUUAG
Messenger RNA from Puccinia graminis f. sp. tritici CRL 75-36-700-3, 351 nucleotides. RefSeq lists its product as uncharacterized. The record is from RefSeq and is a predicted model, not a curated record. The coding region runs from base 1 to 351 and encodes 116 amino acids. Lineage: Eukaryota; Fungi; Basidiomycota; Pucciniomycetes; Pucciniales; Pucciniaceae. The transcript is spliced from 3 exons.